Messenger RNA from Eurytemora carolleeae, 665 nucleotides. RefSeq names its product 2-oxo-4-hydroxy-4-carboxy-5-ureidoimidazoline decarboxylase. Gene Ontology annotation, biological process: allantoin metabolic process. The record is from RefSeq and is a predicted model, not a curated record. The coding region runs from base 33 to 623 and encodes 196 amino acids. The transcript has 8 exons. Lineage: Eukaryota; Metazoa; Arthropoda; Copepoda; Calanoida; Temoridae. Gene Ontology annotation, molecular function: carboxy-lyase activity.
ACUAGAGAAAUAAAUUUCAGAUAUUGAAUAAAAUGGAAACAAUAAAUAAUUUGUCAUCAACUGAAUUUUGUCGUAUUUUUGAAAAUAUUGUGGAGCACUCACCGAUGGUCGGAGAGGAAUUAGAUCGUCUUCGUCCAUUUAGUAGCAGCAACCAGUUCCUGCAGCUCGUGGAUAUCGUCAUUAAAUCUCUCCCUAAUUGUCAGAAGAUUGAAAUACUGGAGAAACAUCCUGAUUUAGCUGGAAAACUAGCAGACUCUAAUCUUCUCACCCCAGAAUCAACAAGGGAGCAGAAAGCAGCUGGACUUGAUCUUAUGUCUCCUGAACAAAAACAAAAGAUUGUAGAACUGAACAAUGUCUACAGUAGUUGGGUAAUGGGGUGGAAGUGGCCAGAUGUGGGAGUUGAGGAUGUUCAUGGUGGUCUGAAAGGUGGCUUCAGAUCUCAGUUUGGGUUUACGUUUGUUGUCUGUGCGCGGGAAAACAAAGCUGACUCUAUUCUUCGCGGUUUAGACGGCAGGGUGCUUAACACUGCUGAGAGAGAACUGGAGAUUGGGAUUAAUGAGGUAUCCAAGAUUGCAAGACUAAGAGCUCAAGAUAUUCUAUCUUCUUACCAAUCAAAACUGUAAUUUUCACCUUUCUAACCGAAUAAAUCUGAACAUGAAUAUUUA